GUAUAUUGGGUUGGGGGAUUCAGAUGAUGACAUGCAAGUUUUCUACUAUUUUAUAAAGUCAGAGAAUGAUCCUAAGAAUGACCCUCUUUUGCUAUGGCUCACUGGUGGCCCUGGUUGUUCUUCAUUUUCCGGCCUCGUUUAUCAAAUAGGUCCAAUGAAAUUCAAAAUUGAGGAAUUUGAUGGGAGCUUGCCUAAGCUCAUCCCGAGGCCACAGUCAUGGACAAAGGUGGCUAACAUUAUUUUUGUGGAUUUGCCAAUGGGAACUGGAUUCUCUUACUCCAAAAAUGUCCUUCCCCAUCGAAGUGACUGGAAGUUUGUUCACCAAACCCAUCGAUUUAUUAGAAAGUGGCUUGCUGAAAACCCGGAAUUUCUUUCAAAUAAGUUCUACAUGGCAGCUGAUUCGUACUCCGGGAUAUAUACUAGGAAACCCACUAACAUCAGGAUUAGAAGAGAAUGAUCGGAUCCCAUAUGUUCACGGAAUGGGGCUUAUUUCUGAUGAACUCUACUGGUCCUUGAAAAAAACUUGUCUUGGCAACAUUAUAAAUGUGGAUUCUACAAACAAAUUGUGUCUAAAUGACUUGCAGUACUAUCAUGAGCUUCUUGAAAAUAUUGAGUUGUACAACAUUUUGGAGAUAUAUUGUGUUGAUGAGAAUAUCAAAGGAACAAGACGGAACCCCAGGAGAUCUCUGGCUCAGAAGAUAAAGGCACCUUUGAGUUCUCCGGUCACAGUGCCGGAUAUGCGCUGCCAAAUUUAUGGUUUCUUCCUUGGUACGGAAUGGAUAAAUGACCCUGCUGUCCGUAAGGCACUGCAUAUUCGCGAGGGAACUAUAGGGAAAUGGAACCGGUGCUAUAGUGACGAUUAUGUAUUUGACAUCCGUAGCAGCGUUCCGUUUCAUGCGAAUCUAAGUGCAAAAGGCUACCCUUCCUUGAUAUACAGUGGGGAUCACGAUGCAGUAGUUCCUUUCUCGUCGACUCAACGAUGGAUAAGGUCUCUAAAUUACUCCAUUGUAGAUGAUUGGAGGCCAUGGUAUUUAAAUGACCAAGUUGCAGGAUACACGAGGACUUACUCGAAUCAAAUGACAUUUGCAACUAUAAGAGGUGCAGGGCAUACAGCUCCAGAGAACAAGCCGGACGAAGGUUUUGCCAUGUUCGUUAGGUGGAUAUCUAAUAAGCCUCUUUAGCUUAGCCACACAGAUGCAAGAAAUCUUGGUUACACAUUGAAUUCUGAUUAGUCAUUAGUCAAAUAUUAGUCUGAGAUAGGUUUGAAUUGGUCUACAAAUUGUUUUUAAGUUUAUCAAUUGCGAAUUUGCGAAAAACAUUUCGUGGACUAAGUAAGCCACGGCCAUUUAUUCGAAGAUCUAAAAUUUUGUUCCUUGCUCUACGUAUUCUUUGGAGAAAAUCCUUAUAGUGGUCCUGUGAUUCAUUUCGUUAUUCGAUUUGGUUCUUUAGAUUUUAAUUUUAUUAUAGUGGUAUUUUAGAUUGAACUUCGGACUAUGAUAGUCCUUGGAUUCCUUUGGGAUGAGUCAGCAAUUGCAGUGACGACAUAGCAGUCCA
Molecule: messenger RNA, 1554 nt
Organism: Arachis ipaensis
Lineage: Eukaryota; Viridiplantae; Streptophyta; Magnoliopsida; Fabales; Fabaceae
Source: RefSeq, a predicted model, not a curated record